Messenger RNA from Stylophora pistillata, 2388 nucleotides. RefSeq lists its product as uncharacterized. NCBI's taxonomy places the organism in Eukaryota, Metazoa, Cnidaria, Anthozoa, Scleractinia, Pocilloporidae. The record is from RefSeq and is a predicted model, not a curated record.
CCGGCGGAACGUGGCUAUGGAAGAGUUGAGGGCCUUGCGUCCCCCUUUUUUACUCGUGUUCGCAAUCGGUGGUAUUGCUCUUGUCAAAAUACAAGUGUUCUCCCUUGGUAUAAAGAGAGAGCAGAGGAGAUAGCAAAACCUUGCCUAUUCUCGCAGGGAAACCCAUAAAGGGAGGCUUUGCUUAACCCAGACGGCAGUAUUACUCAGCCAAAUAAAACUGUUAAUAUAUCGGAGGAUCAGAUGGAGUUAACCCUCUGGGCAAACAUCACUCUCCCAGUCGACACCGUGUCGGUUGGAAAUAUUAUGGUUUUCGUCUACGAUGCAAAUGGUCUUGGUGGCCGCCUCAUUUCUCGACUCGCAAAUACUUCUGGAAUCUCUCAAGCCUCACCAGACGCGCAGAUGAUUCACGAACUUAGGUUGGAGAAGGCCAAUAUCACUUUAACCUCUAAGGUUACAAAAAACCCUACCACCAAUCAGUCUCAAGUUGGUUCAGAAUUCAAAAUCCAUUUAACUGGGUCGACACUUUACCAGCAUUUCUUUGUGAUACAAAAGGUUCUAUUUGUAGUAACCUCUUACAGCAAACUUGGUGAAGCGGAUGAUCAUCAAAAUGACCAACUCUUCUUGAUGUUUUACACUAAGUCGGGUGUGACCAGCCAAGACAAUGAAACCACCAAUAAACCAAUAGCUACAGAAGCUACAACUCCAGUGUUGCCAUUGGCUAGUACUAAUAUGUCAGUACAGGACACCAUAAAGAAAAUAUAUUCAACUACCAUGGAAGUUGUGCCUUCAGUAAUAUUGAGAACUGUAUCAGCAAGUGCCCAAACAACUGUUACAUCACCAAUUUCAGUUAUACCAACUUUUGUAAGCCUUAAUAUGUCUCCAAGAGUUUGCAAAACUGUUAGCCCCUCAAACACAGUUUGGUCCACAUUUAAUAUUGCAUCUGCAAGUGAUCAAAAUACUGUUGGGCCACCAACAACUACAGGAACAGAUAGUUCAAGUAAUCGAGCAGUGGCAAUUGGUGUUUCCUUUGCUGUAUUAGUUAUAAUUGUGAUCAUUGCUGUUAUGGUUUGGUAUUGUUUCUGUCGAAAUUGGGACUGUGCUACAGGACAUGCUGAGCUUUCUGCUUCAACUGAUAACAUUUUGAAGGAAAUCCCCAAAUUCAAUGAUGAGCAAUAAUGAUUAUCACUGGCUGUCUGUCUGUGUCUGCUUAUUCUAUAUCUAUUUAUUUAUUUAUUUACUUGCCCAUUCUGUAAGUUACAAAACGUUCCACAAUUGUUUAAUUUGUUUCUCGUGUUCAGUCCGCGCGGGACUGGUACAAUUACGUCAUUUAAAUUGUUAAAUAUUAUGGGAUAAACCAUGUGCUCGUACUUGCAGAGGUCAAAAAUUCGUUUAGGAUGUUCAAUUGUUUUCUCACUGCUUUAUUCACUUAUUCCUCGAGUCCACAAAUCUUGUGAGUAUGUUUUCACUGUAGUUUUUUCGUUUCGCUUCGUUUUUUUUACAUUUGUUUCCUUUUUUGUACAGUUAAACCAGAUCUUUGUAAAACAAAGGGUUAUUCGAAUAUUCAAGUCUACACAUUCCACCCACCAACUUUCAUAAUAGAGGCUAUAAUAGAAAAAUUGACUAUUUUGUGGGAAUGGCCUUCGUUAUGAUAACAUCAUGGAACGACCUUGCCGCUUUUGAUAAGACUUCCAAAAGUAGUUUUUCUAAUAUGUAGCCUAAGGCUAAUUGUUUAUCAUGUAAAUAAGUAAAUAAGUAAUAAUACAAGUAAAUAAUACCAUGUACAUAUGGGCGAAGCCCACUAAAAAUAUUUUUAAAAGAGCACUUUUCUUACAUUACCUUUCUCAGUACUGAUUAAUGUCUUCCUCUGACAAGAAAAAAAAAACAUUAAAUUUAAGAACUUAGGCCCUUUUAUGUAUUUAUUUGCAUAUCUGCAAGUCUUACCUGCCUUCUUUAUUUUACUAUAGAUAUAGGAAUAUCAUUCCAAUAGUAGCACCCUAGAACUAUUGGAGAGAAUUUUUUUUAUAUUUAUUCUGAAGGAGCUAGGGUUCAGGUGUUGCAAAGAUGUACUUCUAGUGGCAUAAUCAUAGAUCUCAGAUGCAAAAGAAAGUGCAAAAUUUGAAGAUUUUUUUGUCUACAAUAUGAUAGUAGAAUAGUUGACACGUACUCAAUUUAAUUAUGUUAGGAAGCUUAAUUAGGCCAAGGCCUAUAUAAUGGGCAGUAACAUGGUCACGAAUUGGUACGUUGUUGAUGAUUCUCACAGCUUGCUUUCUGUACAAGUUGUAUAUAUUAAGUAGUAUGCACCAAGUACAAGGAAACGAUUUGUCAAUAGAGAAUUUUUUACGUCUUUUAUGUUAGUGAACAAAUUAAAAUCAUCUUUUUUUUACGGUU